Messenger RNA from Ramularia collo-cygni, 1521 nucleotides. RefSeq names its product related to triacylglycerol lipase V precursor. The record is from RefSeq and is a predicted model, not a curated record. Bases 1 to 1521 code for a protein of 506 amino acids. The transcript is spliced from 3 exons. Lineage: Eukaryota; Fungi; Ascomycota; Dothideomycetes; Mycosphaerellales; Mycosphaerellaceae.
AUGCAGAUCCUCACGCUGCUAUGCAGCGUUCUCACCCUCGUGCAUGCAGAACCACAUUUCUCCAUCCGUGCAAAUUCACUCACCGUCUCGACAAGCUCAGGGCAGAUACGCGGUAAAAUUGACGCAAAACUUCCCAAUGUUCGACAGUUUCUGGGCAUACCAUUUGCGAGACCGCCAGUGGGAAAUCUGCGAUGGGCACCCCCACAGCCACUCUCACAGCCAGAAGCGAACGUGAUCGCGACCGAGUUGCCUCCAAGCUGUCCACAGUAUUUGAACAGCAAAGCGCCCUCGCCCUACAAUCGGGAUGUGCUGGAAUUCAACCUGCAGGGCUUGAAUACCACUGGUCGUAUCUCGGAAGAUUGUUUGACAGCCUCUGUGUGGACGCCACGGACCACAGGUGACGAGAAACUGCCAGUCUUGAUUUUCAUAUACGGUGGUGGCUUCGUAACUGGAGGUCAAGAUGUGCCAUAUCAGAUCCCUGCCCAAUGGGUGGACCGUCGUCCCGAUCACAUUGUUGUGUCAUUCAACUACAGAACCGGCAUCUUCGGAUUUCCUGGUGCUACCGGUCUCCCGAAUCAGAAUCUUGGCUUGUUAGAUCAACGUGCCGCCGCCGAAUGGUGUAAGAAGAACAUCGCUGCCUUCGGAGGCGAUCCCUCAAAGAUGGUGAUCUGGGGACAGAGCGCUGGAUCAGCUUCAGUUGACUUUUAUAACUACGCAUAUCCCAGUGAUCCUAUUGUGACUGGGCUUAUCAUGGACUCCGGCGUAGCUUUCCUCCCAAUUCGUGGAGACCCGACAGGGUCUAACUUCAGUUUUGUCGCCAGCGAGCUAGGAUGCGAUUCGUCUGGCGAUCMGAACAGACAGCUUGCCUGUAUGCGGCGAAUUCCUGCGAUGAGAAUCCAGAGCUUCGUAGCUGACUACGCUAUCAAUGGUACCUCGCCGGCCCUGAGCUUCUCGCCAACCCCUGACGAGAAGGUGGUAUUCGCAAAUUACACGGAGAGGGCAUUGGCAGGCCAGCAGGCCAAGAUCCCUGCCAUAAUUGGCACCAACGCUCAAGACGGCGUGCCAUUCGCGCCUUACAAUCCCAAUGGACCCGAUCAAGCGUUGGCUCUAACAGGACUGCUCAACACAUUCUUGUGUCCAGCAACAGAGGCCAUUCGUAUCAGACAAGCUACCGACCGUAUCACAUACAGCUACCGCUACUCCGGCAACUUCUCAAACAUCGCUCCUCAGCCAUGGUUAGGAGCAUUCCAUUCGAGCGAGUUGCCGCUGUUGAUGGGCACGCAUCCGAAUUACAGAAACUCGAGUACGCAGCUUGAGUGGGAGACGAGCUGUGCUAUGCAAGACGCAUGGGUUGCCUUUGCGAGAGAUCCGGUUGACGGUCUUGCUUGCGAGGGAUGGCAGAGGUAUACAACGUUGGGUGCCGAAACUGUUAGAGAUUUCGGCCGAGAUGUUGCUGCACAGGAUGUCACUCUUGCGUCAAUGGAGGCAAUGUGUAAUGGGACAGUACAAAGGCAGCAAUGA